AUGGACAUGCCCUGUUGGUCAUAUAGUGUGGAGAUGGAGUUCACAGCCCUAUUACAUGAGGCCCUGAAGAGCAUAAUUAUGAAUAAGAGAUGGCUCAACGAGGUCCACAAAUACCUAAACUUUAGGUACAGGAGACUCUACAAGAAAAAAGUUUGCAGGUAUAUGCUUUAUACCCAGAAGACACCCAAAACGUAUGGCUACAUCCCAGAUCUGCAAACCAUCAUUCUUCGGAGGAGAUUGGGUGGUCCUGGGAUGCCCAGACAUCGAAUAUCUCGACCGGAUGACCCCAGGAGAUAUGGGCUGCUUCCCCCUGUGCCACCACCAACCAUUGAGGAACUCAUGCGUACCCAAGUCAGAAGGGGUUUUAGUAGGUCCAGCCUUUCAGACUGA
This is a messenger RNA of Knipowitschia caucasica, 390 nucleotides long. NCBI's taxonomy places the organism in Eukaryota, Metazoa, Chordata, Actinopteri, Gobiiformes, Gobiidae. The record is from the annotation of a GenBank genome assembly.